Molecule: messenger RNA, 2210 nt
Organism: Capsella rubella
Lineage: Eukaryota; Viridiplantae; Streptophyta; Magnoliopsida; Brassicales; Brassicaceae
Product: receptor like protein 42
Exons: 1
Coding region: 137-2143 (668 amino acids)
Molecular function (GO): protein binding
Source: RefSeq, a predicted model, not a curated record
CGACUUGACUUUAGCUCUAACUUCUAAGUCAAUUUGUGAUCCACUAUGCAGAAAUACAUCAUAUCUUUAUUUAUGUCAAUCCCCUCUCUCGCAUUUCUAAUAUCAAACACCCAUUCUUUCCUAAAAAGUUUUCAUCAUGUCUCAAUCGCUUAUGCGUUUGAAUUUUCUCUUGCUUCUCUUACUCUCAUGUGUCUCCCCUUCAAUUUUCUUCACAGUUAAAAACCAUGUUGUUGGUCUUGUUGCUUGUGGUCCUCACCAGAUUCAAGCCUUUACACAGUUCAAGAAUGAGUUUGAUACUCAUGCUUGCAACCAUAGUGAAUCCUUAAAUGGAGUGUGGUGCGAUAACUCCACAGGCGCGGUCACGAAGAUACGACUCAGGGCCUGUCUCAGUGGAACUCUGAAACCCAACAGUAGCCUCUUCCAGUUUCAUCAGCUCUGUUCCCUUGAUCUCUCUCACAACAACUUCAUCCUCUCUUCACUCCCUUCCGAGUUUGGAAUGCUCAACAAAUUAGAGGUCUUAAAACUUUUUUCUAAUGGCUUCCUCGGCCAAGUUCCUUCCUCAUUUAGUAACCUAAGCAUGCUUUCUGCUUUAGAUAUUUCUGAUAACGAGCUCACUGGUAGUUUAUCUACACUAGUGCGGAAUCUAGGCAAGCUCACAGUUUUAGAUGUUUCUCGUAAUCACUUCUCUGGAACUCUGAAUCCCAACAGUAGCCUUUUUGAGUUGUACCACCUCACUGACCUUAAUCUUGCUUUCAACAACUUCACUGCCUCUUCACUCCCUUAUGAAUUUGGCAAUCUCAAACUAGAGGUCUUGUCUGUUACGUCUAAUAGCUUCUUCGGUCAAGUUCCUCCCACAAUUAGUAACCUAACCCAGUUAACUGAGUUGUACCUUCCCACAAACGACUUCACUGGUAGUCUCCCACUUUUACAAAAUCUAACCAAACUGUCCUAUCUAAGACUUUCUAAUAAUCACUUCUCUGGAACCAUCCCUUCUUCUCUCCUCACCAUGCCUUUCUUAUCAUAUAUUCAUUUAGGUAGAAACAAUCUUAGGGGUUCUAUCGAAGUUCCUAACUCCUCUUCGUUGUCAAGGCUAGAGAGUUUGUACCUAGGGGAAAACCAUUUUGAAGGAAAAAUCCUAGAGCCUAUCUCAAAGCUCAUCAACCUCAAAGAUCUCGACAUUUCUUAUCUAAAAACAAGCUACCCAAUUGACUUAAGUCUCUUCUCCUCUCUCAAAUCUUUGUUGCUCCUGGAUCUUUCUGGUGUUUGGAUAUCUCAGGCUAGUUUAAGUUUGGAUUCAUACAUCCCAUCAACACUCGAAGCGCUGCGUUUGAAGCAAUGCAACAUCAGUGAUUUCCCAAACAUCUUAAAGACCCUUCAGAAUUUGGAGUAUAUUUCCCUAACCAAAAAUAAAAUCAGUGGAAAAAUCCCAGAGUGGUUAUGGAGCCUUCCUCGUCUAAGCUCAGUGUUCAUUGGAAAAAAUUGGUUAACUGGAUUUGAAGGUUCAUCAAAAGUUUUAGUAAAUUCAUCGGUGCAGAUGUUAAUGUUGGAUGCAAACAGUUUAGAAGGAGCACUCCCACAUCUACCGCUCUCUAUCAACUACUUAUCUGCAAAUGACAAUUAUUUCAGAGGCGACAUACCUCUUUCAAUCUGCAAUAGAAGCUCGCUUGAAGUCCUUGAUCUAAGCUACAACAAUUUCACCGGUCCAAUUCCUACAUGUAUGAGUAACUUCUUGAUUUUGAGACUCCGGAAGAACAACUUGGAAGGAAGUAUUCCAGACAAGUGUGACGCCAACGCACCUCUACAGUCACUCGACCUCGGAUACAAUCGAUUAAGUGGAAAGCUUCCCAGGUCCCUUCUUAAUUGCUCUGCUCUACAGUUUCUAAGUGUGGACCACAACAAAAUCGAAGAUACAUUUCCUUUCUCUCUUAAGGCUUUACAGAAACUGCAAAUCCUUAUCCUUCGUUCAAACAAAUUCUACGGCUCUAUAUCUCCUCCUAGUAAUGGUCCUUUGGGGUUUCCUGAGCUGCGAAUACUUGAGAUAGCUGAUAAUAAUUUUACUGGAAGCUUGCCCUCAGAUUUUUUUGUGAAUUGGAAAGCAUCUUCACUCACGAUGAAUGAAGAUUUGGGUCUAUAUCUUAUAUAAUAAGACAAGGUUUCUUCUUAACUUUGCCUCACAACGCGACAUGUGUCGCUCUAUGCUUCUGACAUGU